UGCAACAUUUAUUGGAUACCGAACGCCGUUAAACCCCACCGAAGAAGAGUGGCUAGCUAGUAUCGGUAGCAACUUCUCAAAGUCAAAUUCCAAGCCUUCCAUGUCUGAACCCAAGUCCACAGAGUCCCCAGGUUCUGGCUGUGGUGUUCCAGUCCAGAGAACCUCAAAGCAGGGUCCAGAUAUGGUCUCAGUGAAGCUGGAGGACUGCAGUCAACCACUGGAAGUCAAUGUGAUUGUUAAAGAGGAGGCGGAGGAGAGGGCAGUCAAAGUGGAAGAGGAGGCGGAGGAGAGAGCAGUCAAAGUGGAAGAAAAGGAGGAGAGAGCAGUCAAAGAGGAAGAGGAGGCGGAGGAGAGAGCAGUCAAAGUGGAAGAAAAGGAGGAGAGAGCAGUCAAAGAGGAAGAGGAGGCGGAGGAGAGAGCAGAGGAAGAGGCGGAGGAGAGAGCAGUCAAAGAGGAAGAAAAGGAGGAGGAGAGAGCAGUCAAAGAGGAAGACAAGGAGGAGGAGAGAGCCAUCACAGAGGCGACGGAGGAAAGACCACUCAAAGAGGAGCUGAAGGAGAGCGGAGUCAAAGAGGAGGAGAGUCCAAUCAAAGAAGAGAACAGAGAUGUGUCUGCUCCAUAUCUAGAGGAAGUAGAUGGCAUCACUGAUCCAGGAGAGCGUUCAGACAGUGAGCCCAGUUCCACAGCAUCAGGAAACCAUAAUCAACACAGACAGAGGAACUCAAGACAGAAACGUCACCACUGCAUGGACUGCUUCACUAGUUUCUAUGAGCCAGAGGAGUUAAGAAGACACACUUGUAGGCCCCGACCCUGUUCAGAUUGCAGAGGCAGUUUUAUUUGUCCAACUCAGCUCAAAUCACACCAACAGACUCACAGAAUAAAGAAGACUUACCCAUGUGAUCAAUGUGGGAAGAGCUUUCCGACACCAAGCAAACUAAUGACGCACCAGAAAACUCACACAGGAGAGAAGCCUUACCACUGCUCUCAAUGUGGGACGAGCGUCAGUAAUUUAGCACAUCUAAAGCGACACCAGAGGAUAAUACACAUGGGAGAGAAGCCUUACCACUGUGCUCAGUGUGAUAAGCGCUUCAGUCAGGCAGGGCACCUGAAGACACACCAGCGAACUCACACAGGAGAGAAGCCUUACCACUGCUCUCAGUGUGGUAAGAGCUUUGGUCGGGCAGGAUCUCUGAAGACACACCAGAUUACUCACACAGAAGAGAAGCCUUAUCACUGCUCUCAAUGUGGGGAUAACUUCACCAGUUUAUAUUUCCUAAAGAAACACCAGAUAACUCAUACAGGUGAGCAGCCGUACCACUGCUCUCAGUGUGGGAAGAGCUUCAGUCAGGCAGGAGACCUGAAGCAACACCAGCGAACUCACUCAGGAGAGAAACCAUACCACUGCCCUCAGUGUGGGAAGCGGUUUGGAUGGGCACGAGCUCUAAAGACACACCAGCUAACUCACACAGAGGAGAAGCCUUAUCACUGCUCUCAGUGUGGGAGGAGCUUCAGUCAGACAGCACACCUGAAGAAACACCAGCUAACUCACACAGGAGAGAAGCUUUACAACUGCUCUCAAUGUGGGAAGGGUUUCAGUCGGCCAGCACACCUAACGAGACACCAGCGAACUCAUACCGGAGAGAAGCCUUACCACUGCUCUCAAUGUGGGAAGAGCUGCAGUCAGACAGCAGACCUAAAGAGACACCAGCUAACACACCGCGGAGAGAAGCCUUACCACUGCUCUCAGUGUGGGAAGAGUUUCAGGCAUUUAACAACUCUGAAGAUGCACCAGAUGAGAAGCUUUUCGACUGCUGUUAGUGUGGGAAGAGUUUUAAAUGCCUAAAAGAACAUCAGAAGAUGUUGCCCCAAACUGACCUUUUAUAAUGAUGUUGCCAAGCUGGACAUCUAACAAUAUUGACUGAGUUUAUUUAUUUUGUUUAUUUUUUUUCCAACCUGAUGUACAUUGUCAUAUAAAAAAUGUACCAAAGCGUAUGAAAUAUGACAUGAGGGUCACAUUUAAAUUAAAGUGUCUAUUUCUCCAGAAAUGUAUUCAGUUUCUAUCUCCAUAAAUCAAUUCUUUCUUCACCACACUUCUAUUAUCGAAAGUCAACCUCUCUCCUCUUGGGAAGGUUUGAUUUGCAUAUUGAUGUAAUUUCACCAGUGUUGGGGAAACACAUUAGUAACACGGGGUUACAGUAAUAGUAUUGCAUUACUCAGUAAGAAGGUAACAACAUAAAGUUGAAAUCUGUAUUUAAAUAAUAACUAGUUAGCAAUGUGUUACUUCGUAAUAUAGUUGCAGUGUCAUGCUGUGUGGUGUUUCCAUGAUCUAAAGGGAUUUCACCUGUUAGGAGAGGCAGAACCUGGUUUACAGGUAAAUACAUGAGAAGCCUUACUCACCUGACCGCUCACAUUAUAUAAAAACAUCAACAAAGUUAAGGACAAACACACAUUAAGAACACCUGCUCUUUCCAUGACAUAGACUGACCUGGUGAAUCCAGGUGAAAGCUAUGAUCCCUUAUUGAUGUCACCUGUUAAUUCCACUUCAAUCACUGUAGAUGAAGGGAAGGUCAAAGAUGGAUUUUGAAGCCUUGAAACGUGUGUGUGCCAUUCAGAGGGUGAAUGGCCAAGACAAAAGAUUUAAGACACCGGGUUGUGUCAAGAACUGCAACGCUGCUGGGUUUUUCACGCUCAACAGUUUCCUGUGUAUCAAGAAUGGUCCAUCACCCGAAGGACAUCCAGCCAACUUGACGUAACUGUGGGAAGCAUUGGAGUCAACAUGGGCCAGCAGGACUGUGGAACACUUUCGACACUGAGGCUGUUAUGAGUCAAUAACUCCAUAUUAGGAAGGUGUUCCUAAUGUUUGGUAUACUCAGUGUAUACCUUCUAUAAACGACAGCCUGCCCUGAAAUUCUAUACAUGAACUUUACUAUGUACACAUACAGGUUGACUCCAGCCCCAGAUUUUUCUACCCCCCCCCAGGCCACCCUUCUCUUCCAGAUCCCCUUCCACUGCCAGUCCUCCACCCAGCACCCAGGUUCUCUCCAGCCCCAGAUCCCCCUCCACUCCCAGGCUACCCUUCUCUCCCAGACCCCCUUCUACCGCCAGUCCUCGACCCCUAGCCAUGGAGCUCCAAGGACCGCUGGGGUCUUCUUCCCAUGGUGGUCACAUCGAUCUCUCCUUUAUCAAAUCCAGUGUUCCAAGGUCUCAUAAAUGUGGAAAGGGUCAACACACAUCAGCAGACUAUCACAGACUCCCAGCUAGUGUUGUACAAUUCAACUAACUUUCCCCAGGUUUGCUGGAAAUCCUGGUUAGAAAAUCCUGGAAUCGUGGGGCAAUAAGAAGAACAUCCGGAAUCCUCCAACCAGGAUUUCUGGAAAACCUGGGAUUUAUUUUUUUUAUUUUUAUUUAAAAUUAUUUUUAAACCCUACUCCAAGUGUGUGCGUGUGUAUAUAAUUUACAUAAGUUGAAACACUGUAUGCAGCUUUGUGUACACUGCAUUUUCUGUCAUUAUGGAUUUGAUUAUUCACUGUCAUUAAGUUAUGUUGACCUAUACUAACAGGAUGUAAAACUGAAGGUAAAUAAAAAAGUAAUUUACGUUA
Salmo salar (Atlantic salmon) is the source of this 3599-nucleotide messenger RNA. The record is from RefSeq and is a predicted model, not a curated record. Lineage: Eukaryota; Metazoa; Chordata; Actinopteri; Salmoniformes; Salmonidae.